AUGGGUCAAACGACAAGUAGCGGACAAAAUACAACCCUACUCACAGCUGGUCACAAUCAUGCCGGACAACUUGUGAGCGAAGAUUUUGUUGAUCACUAUCAGCUGCACAAAGUAAAACUUCCCUUCCCUGAUUGGCUUGAAACUGGUAAUGCUCUAACAAGAAAAAUCAAAAAACCAAUCACCAUCAAAAGAGCCAGUUGUGGUGCUGCUCAUAUGAUACUAAGAACAAACCGAUUGAAUGAUCUUUAUGUAGUUGGUAAAAAUAGUGAAUUUCAAUUGGGUCUUUCUAACAACAAACCUGUAAAAGAAUUAACCAAAAUCGAUACCAACAAAUUCUUGUUAAAGAAUGAAAAGAUCACAGAUGUAUUUGCUGGAACUCUAGUUUCCUAUAUUAUUGCCAGAAAGAUUAAUCCAUCAUCCGAAGAGGGUGAUUCGAUAUAUUGGUGUGGUUCUCCACCACUACAAAAUUUAUAUGUUCAUAAUGGAACAUCCUUAGGACAAGAAUCUAACUCUCCUACGGGAGCUUCAUCAUCUAAUAAUUCUCAACCAAUUUCUAAUUUUUCUUUUAUUCGUUGGACACCUGAAGAAGGAUGGAAGAAAAACUUUAGAGUUAAAUGUUUUGAUUGUUCACGUAUUGGAGAUGAUCACUGUAUAGUUGUAAAUCAAUAUAAUCAAAUUUUCGGAAGAGGCUCUAAUGCCUAUCAUCAAUACGGAAGAAAUUUUGAUGGUCAAAACUUUGAAAGAUUGACAGAAAUAAAAUUAAAGGGAUAUGAGAAACAACCACCAAAUGUAAAAUUAGUUGCCUGUGGAGGAUUUCACAGUGUUAUAGUAUUGCAGAAUAAUGAGUUUUACUGCUCUGGAUUAAAUUGUCACGGACAAUUGGGUUAUGAUGUAGAAAAAACUCAGUACGAUUUUAUUGAACCUCCUAAUUUACCAUUUAAAGGUAAAGAAAUUACCAAUGUAGCUCUAGGCUUAUAUCAUACUGUAGUAGUAGUAGAGCAUUCAACGAUAUAUGUAUGUGGUGAUGGACGAUAUGGACAAUUAGGAAAUGGAGAAAACAAAUCUAUUAAUCCAGUGUUUAGUCGUCUUAAAUUAGAAGCUGUUUCACCAGUCACAGGUAAUUUUAUUAGACAUAUGAAUACAUUUAUAAUUGGUGUUUCAUGUGGUCUAACUCAUACCGUGAUUGUUACAAGUGACAGAAAAGUCUGGAGAUGUGGAGGAAAUGACUUUGGUCAAAUAUUUUUAAAGAAUGAACUUCAAACCUGCAGUUUUAGUGUAACAUUUGAACCGAGAUGUGAAAUUAAUCAAGUUUCGUGUGGUGGUAAAUUUACUGCAUUAUAUUUGAGAAAAAGAGUACCAAUUUAUGCAUUUAAUAUUGAAAGACAUUUGAAUAUUUGGGAAGAUAAGGAGAAUAUGAAAUCUUAUAGUGAUAUUGUUGUAAAAUGUUUGCAUUAA
This is a messenger RNA of Naegleria gruberi, 1455 nucleotides long. RefSeq lists its product as uncharacterized. The transcript is spliced from 3 exons. Lineage: Eukaryota; Heterolobosea; Eutetramitea; Acrasida; Naegleriidae. The coding region runs from base 1 to 1455 and encodes 484 amino acids. The record is from RefSeq and is a predicted model, not a curated record.